AUGCCACCCAGCGUAGAUGAUUAUGGCGAGGCUUCUGUUGAACUAGAAUGCAGCACUAAUAAUGAUAACAGAACAGCGAAACCUAUUAUCAUCACCUCCGCAAACUCACAAGGCAUGAAGCGACGAGUCUCCUUCAGCGAUAAAACUGACAUACGGCACAUUGAAAGCACAAAGUCAAUAUCCAAAAAAGAGAGGAAAACAAGGUGGAUGAUGGGCAAAGAUUUCUUGCGCAUAAAAGAAGAUUGCGACAAUGAAAUGAUGCGAAUCUUCAACUCUCAGAAACCUUGCAUGCGAACGGAUCUUCGAGGUCUAGAGUUGUUUGAUCCUGAAUCGAUUUGCCGCAGUCGGUCCAAGCACCGCAAGGUUGUCAAUGCCGUCAUUCGUAUGCAAGACAAACAAAGUGAUAAAGGAGGAGUCAAUCCAGAAAGUAUUCGAGAAAUGUACUGCUAUCUGGUUCAAGACAGCCAAGACGAUGCACGUGCCAUUGCUUGGAUUGAUCGGGAAGUGGUGGAAGAUUAUAUGGCCACUACCAUGACCGAAUUCGAAAAAGUACAACAGAGGAAUCAGCGAAUGUCACAACUAAAGGCAGGCUCCUCAAACAAAUCGAAAGGCACCAAACCUGCAUUGAGGCAUCGAUUACUCAAGUCCUUCCGAAUGCCCAAGAAGGUGCCGAGCAAUUGA
This is a messenger RNA of Cylindrotheca closterium, 681 nucleotides long. The record is from the annotation of a GenBank genome assembly. Lineage: Eukaryota; Bacillariophyta; Bacillariophyceae; Bacillariales; Bacillariaceae.